Messenger RNA from Monomorium pharaonis (pharaoh ant), 1404 nucleotides. RefSeq names its product ubiquitin-conjugating enzyme E2 G2 (gene Ubc7). The coding region runs from base 269 to 784 and encodes 171 amino acids. Lineage: Eukaryota; Metazoa; Arthropoda; Insecta; Hymenoptera; Formicidae. The transcript is spliced from 4 exons. Gene Ontology annotation, cellular component: endoplasmic reticulum; cytosol. The record is from RefSeq and is a predicted model, not a curated record.
GGGGGAGAGCGGCGCAGGCACAAGACGCACGAGUUUAAGUUAGGGGGAAACAGCUGAUUUAGAUUUUCGUGUCUGACGGAGAAACUUUAAAGAGUUCAAAGUAGAAUUGGAAUUGCGACAAGUACAACAAAUUGUCGUGUUAGCCUGGAUCAACUUUUAAUGAUUCCGACCAUCGGAGCUACUCUUCGGGGCUAAUCUUGAGCCAGAGAAGUCGCCUGUUCGUCGAACGUUGUGACGUUUCGCAACAACAGCUGACGGGAUCAUUUGUAUGAUCAAGAGGAUGGCAGGCUCGGCACUCAGACGACUGAUGGCAGAGUACAAACAGCUAACCUUGAACCCACCAGAAGGCAUCAUCGCCGGCCCAAUUAACGAGGAAAACUUCUUCGAAUGGGAGGCUCUUAUUACUGGACCAGAGGGAACAUGUUUUGAAGGUGGAGUGUUUCCAGCGAAAUUAAUAUUUCCCCCAGAUUAUCCAUUAAGCCCUCCAAAAAUGCAGUUCACCUGUGAAAUGUUUCAUCCCAAUAUUUAUUCAGAUGGAAGAGUCUGCAUAAGCAUACUGCAUGCACCCGGUGACGAUCCAAUGGGUUAUGAAAGCAGUGCAGAAAGGUGGAGUCCAGUGCAGAGUGUGGAAAAGAUACUAUUGAGUGUAGUAAGCAUGUUAGCUGAACCAAAUGAUGAGAGUGGUGCCAAUGUGGACGCUGCCAAAAUGUGGAGAGAAGAUCGCAAGGAAUUUGAGAGGAUAGCUCAGAAGCUGGUGAGAAAGACUCUGGGUAUUCCACCUUAAAAUUGAAUUUUCUUCUGAAAAAGAAGAGAAAAAAAAUGAAAACUUGGGAAUUACAGUACAUUUGUUAUUUUUAUCGGUCGAUAGCAUUCCUAGGAAAUAAUAAAUUUCUAUCUAUUCGCCAAACAAAUCUCUUCUGUACAAAUAAUUCUUCACAUGUUCCAUCGAUCAUUUGUACACGGAAAUAUAUAUUACCCUGUCGUAAAUUUUACACCUAUAAAAUUUUGGUUUUUGACACUUUCAUGUAAAAAUCAAAAAUGUUAAUUUCAAAAAAUGUUUAUUUUCAACAUUGCAGUACAAACAUGGGUAAUCAAAUACAUACGCGAUUAUCUCAUACGCUUACAUGUAGUACCACACAUUUCACUGUGACAAACCGAUAACGAAGGACAGGAUUUGUUUCUUGUGUUCGGGUGCGUGAUUAACGUUAAAGAUAUAUAUUAGUAUUUAAAAUUAUCAACUGAUCCCAUAAAUUACCCUACGGCGAUGUUAAAGUAAUUAUCACAUUCGCAUAUGGUGUUACAUUAUUCGCAUGUAAAUGUAUAUCGGCGAAAACGCAUUAUCAAUUAAUGUAUUCUUUAAUAUUCACAAGGAGAAAAAUGCAUUAAAUAAAUAUAUUUAUAAUA